Molecule: messenger RNA, 2180 nt
Organism: Daldinia loculata
Lineage: Eukaryota; Fungi; Ascomycota; Sordariomycetes; Xylariales; Hypoxylaceae
Product: phosphoribosyl pyrophosphokinase
Exons: 3
Coding region: 113-1633 (506 amino acids)
Biological process (GO): ribonucleoside monophosphate biosynthetic process; 5-phosphoribose 1-diphosphate biosynthetic process; purine nucleotide biosynthetic process
Cellular component (GO): cytoplasm; ribose phosphate diphosphokinase complex
Molecular function (GO): magnesium ion binding; ribose phosphate diphosphokinase activity
Source: RefSeq, a predicted model, not a curated record
AUUAGGUCCAUGCUCUUUUUACUUCUUAUCGGAUCCCACCUAUGACCCACAUAAAACCAUCUUUCUUCAACUCCUUCACCAAAACUUUUCUUUUCUUUUCACCAUCCACAGAAUGCGAGGAACAUUAGUAUUCUCGGGCACGUCUUGCCCAGCUCUCACGGGUAAAAUAUGUGAGAACCUGGGCAUGGCUCCGGCUGAGGCCGACCUGUCUCAAUUUUCAAAUGGCGAAACAAGCGUCCGAAUUCUGACCAGUGUCCGAGACAAGGAUGUCUUCGUUGUGCAAUCUGGAAGCCCUACAAUCAAUGACACCAUCAUGGAAUUACUCAUCAUGAUCUCCGCCUUCAAGGGUGGCUCUGCGAACAAGAUCACUGCCGUCCUCCCGUACUUCCCCUACAGCCGCCAGUCCAAGAAGAAAUCACACCGGGGAGCCAUCACCGCUCGGAUGCUAGCAAAUUUGCUUCACGUAGCUGGUGUCAAGCAUGUUAUCACCGUCGACUUACACGCCUCUCAAAUGCAAGGGUUCUUCAAGUGCCCUGUUGACAACCUACAUGCCGAGCCCCUUAUUGCACGCUGGAUUCGAUUGAAUAUUCCUAAUUGGAAGGAAGCUGUCGUCGUAUCUAAGAAUGCUGGUGGCACGAAGAGGGUAACCUCGUUGGCCGAUGCGUUGAAACUCAACUUCGGAUUGGUUACUACGGACCGUAAACGCGCUCCCAAUAUGUCGGCGAGUAUGAUUAUGAACCGGCUGGAUGGAUGGGACAACCCCCCUGGCUACAUCAAUGGCGUCCAGCGUUCAAGAGCUAUCUCGGAAGAUAGGGACUCGGAUGGUAACUGCUCAGUAAGGUCAUCGCGAGUUACUGGCGAAUCCCAAGGUUCUCCUAAACGUGCAGCUGCGCCUCCGCUGCGGACUAAUAGUCUAACGCGGUCGCCUUAUACACGUGCAUAUACGCCUUCUCAAACGUCUCCUAUUGAGGAGUUGAAAGAUGAAGAAGAGAACGUUGAUGAAGUCCAGCUCUACAACGACCAACGUGCCCUAGAGGUGACUCAUGGAAGACUGGUACAAGGUCACGUUGUAGCAGAUGACUUCCAGUCGCCGCCCCAGUCAGAUGGCAGUGCAGAUGGGAGCCAAUCUUAUCAAGGCGGCGACGAUGAUCCUAUGACCAUGUCUCAUGCUUCUUCUUUCUUCGCGCCUGAACCACAUGCACUCGGCGGCUCGGGUGACGUCGGAGCGUCAUCUGACGAGGAGGAAGAGAAACUCCGAGAUCCCAAGAUCGAGCAUAUGAUCACACUGGUCGGCAAUGUUAAGGACCGUCCAGUCCUGAUUGUGGACGACAUGAUUGACAAAGCCGGUUCGUGGAUUGCUGCGGCUGAGACAGUCGUUAAGCGAGGCAAAGCAAAGAAGGUAUAUUGCAUGGCUACUCAUGGAGUGUUUGGAGCAGACUGUCUCGAGCAGCUGCAAGCCUGCGACUGUAUCGAUCAGAUCAUCGUAACCAACAGUUUUCCGAUAUCGGACCGGAGAGCUAAAAACUCAAGUAAGUUGGUUAUUCUUGACCUUUCCUAUCUGUUGUCCGAAGCUAUUCGAAGAAACCACUACGGCGAAUCCAUCUCGCCUCUGUUCCAGCAUAUGGCCGAUUAGAUAACCUGGAAUGUUACGAGUGUUAUGAAUUAGGCUGCAAUAUGCUCGCAGUAGUGUACUAUUCAUAAAAAGGUUGAUAGGUGAGGCUGCGGGUUAUUCGGUAUGGCGUCUGGUUGGAGGCGAAACAAGGUUCUAUUACGGCUUCUAGGAAUCACGGCUAGCGUUAUGCGAUUAAAUCAGAUACCACAUUAAGAUUGUCACGACAGGUAUGUUGUUCGAUGGAGUCUCGCGUGCGCCAAAAUUAUGCUCUCUGAAUUGUUUCCCCUUUGCACAAUCCCCAGCGGUGCUAUCCUCGGAUAGCCAGGGCUUAACGUCCCUCUAGGACAAGCCUCUGAACGGAACGUUGGUAGAUCAAGCUGUCCCUUUUGGGACUUAACGAUUCUAGAAGGCCGGUCACUCAGAUAUUUUUUAUCAUGUCCGUUUCGAUGGAUAGUGGGUGUUUGGCAAGAGAAAUUUUCGGACAUGUCAGAAUAUUUUAUCUAGGUUAGGGUAGGUUAGGUGUAUUACCAACUACCUAUUCUCAAUAUAAUUGUCAUUAUGCAACAUA